AUGUCGAGCAACGAGAACAGCCGGAGGAGCAACGUGGUACUUAAGAAAAAUGCAAGAGUUCCAUGCAACUGUGGAUGGGAAGUGAGAUUCGGUUACGGUGUCGCGGUUACUCUAGCUAUCUUCGAGGCAAAACGUUUCUUCAUGCUGAUCCUGGAAAUAUUCGCCGAAUGGCAGAUCAUUCGAUUCGCAGGUGGCCUGCGACCGGUCAUAUUUACCCUGGUGAACGUCAGCUUGGGUCUGCCUACUGCUCUGAUAACUGUUCGCUGUAUACGUACACGAAAAGUGCCACGUUGCUGCGCGAAAACACGACGGACACUGAAAUGCCUACUGAUAGUGAUUGCGAUCUGCGUUAUAAUGAACGCAGCAACCCUAGUUUCUAUAGGGUACCAUAUAAGCGUCAGGCAGGAAAGGUUAAUCGAGAUUUUCAACAGUUCGAUGCACUUGUACGUGAGUGCAGCUUCUUACAAGUACUCGAUCGACGAGAUACAGUUCAUCUUUCAGUGCUGCGGCCAUUCCUCCUACACAGAUUGGUUUCUCUUUGACUGGCAGGGAGUAGACUACGCCUCACGGGAAGAGAUGGCAAUCCACAAUCCGAUAUCUGACGAACAGUACAGAGAUCGGAGUGUCCCGUUCAGUUGCUGCAAUUUACGUGCAAUGACACCAUGCGAGCACACGGAAAUCUUGGAAACAGAAGUGAAAACCAUAAAUACCAACGGCUGCGCCGAGAUCGUUAGCCCUGUUCUUCUUAGAAUCGUCAUCGUGGCCUACGUCAUGACCAGCACAUUAGUGAUCAUCCAGAUCUUUUUAGCCUUUUUAAUUACAAAGAAUAUACGGAAGCUUUUAUGCGGAACGUGUCACACGUAUCAUUGCCCGACGACCUUUGUUAACGAGUCCACCAGCGCAUCUUUGGACGCCACAAGUUCAGAAACGGAGAAACGGGACUCCAGCUCAUCCACCACGAACUGGAAAUCGCGGACCACGAAGACCUCGAAGAAACGCGAUAAACGUAAACGAGGCGAUAAACAAGUGUCAUCGACGAAAAAUGUUAGCUCUAAAAGUAAAGGCAGCUUGAAAGACGACACGAAUUCUUCUUCAUCGCUAUUCGACUCAUCGCCUAGGAACAGACGUUCCAGUCGUAUAGAUACGAUCCUUGAUGUGGCUAGGAUCAGACCGAGCGUCCACGAGGAGCACAUGAUAUCCAAGAAGCGAUUAUACGAUGAUGGAACGCAUUGA
Eufriesea mexicana is the source of this 1233-nucleotide messenger RNA. RefSeq lists its product as uncharacterized. The coding region runs from base 1 to 1233 and encodes 410 amino acids. The record is from RefSeq and is a predicted model, not a curated record. Gene Ontology annotation, cellular component: membrane. The transcript has 5 exons. Lineage: Eukaryota; Metazoa; Arthropoda; Insecta; Hymenoptera; Apidae.